AUGUCGCGCAAGGACGAUCCCAAGGCCCAUGAUGGCCAAGUCACUGUCAAUGUUGAGGACUUUACCCGGACCCGUGAAAGUGUGAGUUAUCUUUUGUGUUUCAAGCUGCUGCUGCAGCAGUUUGCCCCCCGAAAACUGGUGGUGUUGCAGCGUACCAUGGCCGCCCACCCCAGCACUUGCCCACGCGUCACUUCGUGCGGCCUUUCCGGCCCUCCGCCAGGCGCCCCUAUCCUCGUCCUCCCGGGCUUUGGCGCGUACCCAAACCUGCUCACAGUCACAUACCAUAUUGCUGUUCUUGUCAGCUUGUCUAAUCUGCAGGCGGCUGUCUCCGAUCUGACUCGCGCCUAUAUCAACCAUACCAACACUGUGUUGAACCCUAGUCUCUCUACGCUGGACUUGGGCAACUUCAACAACAUCACUGCCGCACUCUUGGAGAAUGGAUUGCUGGGUGCGCGCUCCAGCAGCCCUGGCGCCAAGUCUGAGGUUGGCGAUAAGAAGAAGCGCAAGCGCGCUCCUCCUGACCCGAACGCCCCCAAGCGUGCCCUGACCCCCUACUUCCUGUACAUGCAACAUAACCGCCCCCUCAUUGCGCAGGAAUUGGGCCCCAGCGCUAGGCCCAAGGAUGUCUCCGACGAGGGCACUCGUCGCUGGGCUGAGAUGCCCGAGGCGCAGAAGGAGGUCUGGAAGAAGCUUUAUGCCGAUAACCUGGCCGUCUACAAGGAAAAAGUCAAGGCCUACAAGGCUGGUCUGCCCUGGUCCGAGGAUGACAACACCAAGGCGGCCAGCCAGCUCCAGCAGGACAUUGCUGGCGCAUCUGCCUCUGGUGACGAGUCCGAGGAGGAGCAGGAGGAAGAAGCGGACGAGGAAGAGGAGACAGAAGAGUCCUCUCCGGAGCCGGUCAAGGAGCCCACUCCGCCUCGUAGCAACAAGCGCCGCCGCAGCGAGGUGAAGACUCCAUCUAAGAAGAAUGAAUCCCCCGAGAAGAAGAAGCGCACCUCUGCGCGCAAGGGAAAUGAAAAGGACAAGGAGGAGGAGCAACCCGCUUCGACUCGCAAGGCUGCUGGCGCCGACGCCAAGCGCUCCAAGAAGAAGCGCAAGAGCGAGGUUGGCGCUGAUGAGUAA
Messenger RNA from Aspergillus thermomutatus, 1122 nucleotides. Its product is annotated as HMG-box domain-containing protein. The record is from RefSeq and is a predicted model, not a curated record. The transcript is spliced from 4 exons. The coding region runs from base 1 to 1122 and encodes 373 amino acids. NCBI's taxonomy places the organism in Eukaryota, Fungi, Ascomycota, Eurotiomycetes, Eurotiales, Aspergillaceae.